This is a messenger RNA of Oryctolagus cuniculus (rabbit), 1574 nucleotides long. The record is from RefSeq and is a predicted model, not a curated record. Lineage: Eukaryota; Metazoa; Chordata; Mammalia; Lagomorpha; Leporidae.
AUGAGAGUGGCGGCGGGUGCUGCUUUAGACGGGCUGUGGCCUCAGUCUCCCCCACCCCUGGAGGUGAAUUCAGAAGUAACAGAGAAAAGACGAAACUGGGCGAGAGCAAAUGACAGGUCAAUGAAAUCUAAAGAUCGGCACAGCUCAGCACCAGCUCAACUCCAACGCAGGCAAAUCCGAGGGACUGCCAGAGGACGGCCGCCCCUUCACUCCACUCCUCCGAAGAUGGCAGGGCGUAACCUCUACUCUGCCUCAGCGGGUUCUUUACCAGCAGUGAAGAUCCCAAAGGAAAGCGGGCGCAGACCUGGGUUCAAGCUCAAGUCUCAGGUUCUCCUGACUCCUCGCCUGUCACGUCCGCCAAGGACCCCAGAGCCCGACCUCAGCUCCAUCCCUCAGGACACAGCCACCAUCCCCAACCUGGCAGUCCCACAGGUUCUCACAGUCUGCCUCUACAUCAACAAGCAAACCAACGCAGGGCCCUACUUGGAGAGGAGGAAGGUGCAGCAGCUGUCCUCGCACUUCGGGCCUGAGGUGUCGGCCGUCCUGCAGCAGGCCGUCCAGGCGUGCCCACCAGCAAAAGUUUCUUUCCCCCGGGUCAGGCAGGGCUAUGGGGGCGAGGUGGUGUCAGUCUCAGCCUGCUUUGAUGGUAAACAGCACCUACGCGUUCUGCCCGUGGUCAACAGCGUGGGCUACGUCCUCCGCUUCCUCGCCAAGUUCAGCCAGAGUCUCCUGUGUGAAGACCUCUUCAGCCACCAGUCAUUCCCGGGGGGCUCCAGUGCCUCUGGGGAGGCCCAGGAGAGAGAGGACUGGCCGAUGGGGCCAGCCGAGACCGUCGCCCUGGAAGAGUGCCUGGUGAGCGCUGUGGGCAUGAGCCGCUACGGCCUGGACGCCUCCAGCUCCGCCUGCAGCCACAGGGGCUCCUUGCCGCCCUCCUCCUUGCUCUACUGCAAGAGGCAGAACUCCGGAGAUGGCCACCUCGCGGGAGGCCCUGCCACCGCUGCCAGUGGGCCCCGCACCAGCCCUGUGCCCUCGGGAGGCCCCUCGGCACCUACACUGAGGCCCCCAGCCUCCAGCCCCAGGAGAAACGGGACGUUCGUGGAAGGAAACAGAUGUGCCCCGAGCCCCUCUCCGGACAGACAGGACACCCGGCGGCCACGGAGCAGGAACCCGUCCACCUGGACCGUGGAGGACGUGGUCUGGUUCGUGAAAGACGCCGACCCGCAGGCUCUGGGGCCGCACGUGGAGCUCUUCAGGAAGCACGAGAUUGAUGGCAAUGCUCUCCUGCUUCUGAGGAGUGACAUGAUCAUGAAGUACCUGGGCCUGAAGCUGGGGCCCGCCCUGAAACUCUGCUACCACAUCGACAGGCUGAAGCAAGCCAAGUUCUGAAGACAGAAGCCAAGCCCAAGAUGACAGAGCUCGGGUUCAUCUCCUGCCUGACCGACAGCCAGCCAGCCCCAUGAAUGGGCUCUCCUGUGCGCAUCAGCAGCCACAAAGACUUGUUUUUCGUAUUUUUUUUUUGUAAAAUUUGUGCACCUUUGCCUUUUAAAAAAAAACAUAGCUCUUUUUGAAAGGCC